CUAUUCCUUUUCAACAAUGUCGAAUCGAGAUUCUUUGAGCGCUGACGAGAGUAUGAGCAAUGUUUUGGAAAAUAAAAGCAUUGAUUUAGAAUCUUACCGAAAACUAGUCAAGCAUUACAUUGACAUGCACUUGUACAAUGCAGCUUUGUUUUGGGCAGAUAAAGUUCUUUCAUUAGGUAAUGAAAACUUCAAAGAUGUAUGCGUUUUGGCUCAGUGUAUGUACUUGAUGAAGCAGUAUCACCGGGCGGCUCAUUUAAUCAGAAGUCGUGGACUGGAAAAGAAAAAUGUCUUAUGUCACUACUUGGUAAUUCGUUCUCUUUACGAAGCUAAAGAAUUGACAGAAGCAGUGCAAGUGAUAAAUGAGUUUGAAACCUUGACAAACAUGAAUCAAACAGAAAGCAGCUUCUUUGAUCAAUCCAUAGUUAUAGAAGAUGCUCCAAAAAAUGUAAAAAGUGCGAUCCUAUACAUCAAAGGGAAGAUUUACGAAGCUAUGGAUAACAGAGCAGUGGCCACUGAAUGUUACAAGCAAUCACUCCAUCUUGAUGUGUAUUCUUAUCAAGCUUUUGAGGCCCUUGUACAAAAUCAGAUGCUUUCUGCAGCUGAAGAAAACGAACUUUUGGAAUCUCUACCCUUUGUUGAACAGUGUAAAGAAUCUGAUGCUGAAUUAGUGAAACUUCUGUACGAAAGUAAAUUAAAAAAAUAUCAAGCACCAGCAGAGAAUAAUUUCCUAAUAUCUGAUGGAGUACUUGUUAAAGAUAGUUUAAAGAAUAACUUGGACAUCAAAGUUGCUAAAGCAGAAAGACUGUAUUACAAUUGUGAUUAUUAUCAAUGCUUCUCAUUGACAGAAAGUAUAUUAAAAUCUGAUCCAUACCAUAGUGCCUGUUUACCUGUACACAUAGCUUGUUUAGUAGAAUUAAGAAAGACAAAUGCCUUAUUUUAUUUGGCUCAUAAAUUAGUGGAUCUAUAUCCAGAUUUAGCGCUGUCAUGGUUUGCAGUUGGCUGUUAUUAUUACAGUAUAGGAAAAAGUGAUCCAGCUAGAAGAUACUUAGCAAAAGCCACGUCUUUAGAUCACUUAUUUGGUCCAGCAUGGCUAGCUUAUGGUCAUUCCUUUGCAGUUGAAAAUGAGCACGAUCAAGCAAUGGCUGCUUAUUUCAAAGCUUCACAAUUAAUGAAAGGGUGUCAUUUAUCACUAUUGUACAUAGGUCUCGAAUGUGGUUUGACCAACAAUGUUAAAUUAGCAGAUAAAUUUUUCCAACAAGCACAGAGCAUAGCUCCUGAUGAUCCAUUCGUAAUACAUGAAACUGCUGUUAUUUCUUUCUAUAAUUUAGAUUAUAAAAAUGCUGAGAAGCAGUUUAAAGAAGCCAUGAAAAAAAUUCAAAACGGACGGAAGGAUGUUAUACUCCCAAGCAAAUGGGAAGCUCUGUUAAAUAACUUAGGACAUACUUGCAGAAAGUUGAAAAAAUAUGAAGAGGCAUUGGAUUAUUAUCAGCAGGCGUUGGUAUUAAAUCCGCUCAGUUCGGCAACUUAUUCUGCAAUUGGUUUUACACAUGCUCUUAUGGGUAAUGCUCAAGAAGCAGUUGAUGCAUGUCACAGAGCUCUUGGCAUCAGAAGAGAUGAUACUUUCACAACUACACUAUUGGGAUUUGUUUUAGAACAACUUAUAAAUGAAACCCCUCCAUUUCCGGAUGCUCCAUUAGAGCUACCGAAGUACGAGUCUAGAGAGUCUCGCAAAAAAAUGGAUGAAACUAUUACAACAGCUACAGGGGAAGAUCAACAAAUGGAAAAAUUGAGAGUUAAUUUAUUUUCUGGGUGGACUGAAAAUUCAUCUAAGGGAGAUGACAUGUCUACUAGUGAAGUAGAAAUGCUUGAUUCAUCGAAUAUGAAACAAGAGUAAAAAUAAAGUAACAUUUUUUAUUCUUUUAAAAUUGUUUGUUCUAAUUUAAUUAGUACCCUCAGUUAAAAUCUUUUUUCUUAAUUAAUUUUUCAAAAGAGU
Messenger RNA from Copidosoma floridanum, 1993 nucleotides. It is a transcript of the gene Cdc16, whose product is annotated as cell division cycle protein 16. Gene Ontology annotation, molecular function: protein binding. Gene Ontology annotation, biological process: protein ubiquitination; anaphase-promoting complex-dependent catabolic process; positive regulation of mitotic metaphase/anaphase transition. Gene Ontology annotation, cellular component: anaphase-promoting complex; cytoplasm. NCBI's taxonomy places the organism in Eukaryota, Metazoa, Arthropoda, Insecta, Hymenoptera, Encyrtidae. The record is from RefSeq and is a predicted model, not a curated record.